UCUCUGGCUACAGUCUGCCAGGGUUGGAGAGAAGCCUGUGCCUGCAGCUGACUCGCUCCAGGAACGAUGAGAAUCCCGUCAUUCCUACCUUUCCUCCCGGAGAGCAACUGGCCUGCCUGUAUGCUCUCCCAGACUUUGUGCCAAGUGCUACUGUGGGCAGCUGUUCUAAAUCUUGUUGCUGGGACACAUGCGGAUCUCCCGAAGGCCGUGGUGAAACUUGAGCCCCCAUGGAUCCAGGUGCUCAAGGAAGACAGUGUGACAUUGAAGUGCGAAGGGACCCACAACCCCGGGAACUAUUCGACCCAGUGGCUCCACAAUGGGAGCUCUCUCUGGAGCCAGGUCCGGCCCAACUACACGUUUAAAGCCACAGUCAAUGACAGUGGAGAAUAUCAGUGCAGACUGGAGCAGAACAUCCUCAGUGACCCUGUACAACUGGAAGUGAUUGCCGACUGGCUGCUGCUCCAGACCCCUCAAUUGGUGUUUGAGGAAGGGGAAACCAUCAUCUUGAGGUGCCAUAGCUGGAAGAGCAAACCCCUGAACAAGAUCACAUUAUACCAGAAUGGAAAAUCUAUAAAAUAUCGUCAGUCCAACGGCAACUUCUCCAUCUCCAAAGCAAAUCACAGCCACAGCGGUGAUUACCACUGCACAGGAUACCUAGGAAAGGGAAAACACAAGUCGAGGUCUGUGACCAUCACUGUCCAAGCACCCAGAUCCAGCAGCAGCAGCUCUGUACCGGUCUUGACAAUUGUAGCUGCUGUCACUGGAAUUGCUGUAGCAACCCUUGUUAUUAUCCUGGUAUCCUUGAUCUACGUCAAGCAAAAAAAGGCUCCAGCUCUCCCAGGAAACCCUGAUCACAGGGAAAUGGGAGAUACCCUUCCCAAGGAACUAGGUGAGUACAGCGUGCCUUCUGAGGGUUCAGUGCCGGGCAGCCCAGGGCCUCCAUGUGGACUGGAGUCAGCAAGCAACAGCUAUUACAAUACUCCUGAUAUCGGAGAAGUCGCCAAAACUGAGGUUGAGAAUACAAUCACCUAUUCACUUCUCAAGCAUCCUGAAGUUCCGGAUGAAGACGCAGAACCUGAUUACCAGAAACACAUUUAAUCUCCCUUGUCUUGACUUGGGAUUGGAAAAAGCAAACCUUCCGGAAAGGCCAGGAUCUAGUAUCUCCUGGUCAAGAGGACACUGGAGAUAUUAAGGAGGCUAUGCACAGUCACCUGUGUGAGUUCUGAAACCAACAGACACUAUGGUACUGGUCCCCAGUGGCUGAUUGUACUAAUAACUUCUAUGACUUACCGCUUCCCAACUCAAGACUCUUCUGCCAUAGAUUCACACGGUCAAUAAAAUUAGUCAAAUUACUGUCAUUAACAGAUUACUGCACCAUGGCAACUGCUUAUACUACAGGCUACAUGAGAACUCUUACAUUAGGAUACAUGAUCUCAGCAAUGAUAUAAUUGGGUUGUACCAACAUAUCAAAAGUCAUGCUUCAGGAUGAUGGAAUUAUAAGGGAUUUUAAUCUUCUUUCUUAUUUUUCUAUAAAGAUCACAUGCACUUUUAUUCUAAAAUACUGUAAAAAUAACAUCCUAUUUACUUUUUCAAGGUUGAGGUGAUUGGAGUGUAGACUGAGAUCUCUGGGAUUUGUUGGUCUUCUGUGAGAAUAAUCAUGGGGAGAGGGGUUAGUUUCUCCUGGAGAUCUGUAAGCAUCUCAGCAUAAAGGCGCUCAUGACAAGCCAAAGUAAUGAUUAUACCCAAGUCUAGUUUGGUGUGCCAAUGAGUUUAUUUGGCUUACUUAUGGGAACAUUGAUGAGGGGUUCCUUCGAGGGGUGUCGGUGGUUCCUUGCAGGUGUGUGGGUGACCUUUAAACAGCGGUCUUAGCACAGAUGACAGCUUUUUCACAGUUGCAUAGAUGGUGCCCUGCCCCCUUCAGUUAGUUGAUCUUCCUCAAACUGUCAUCCUCCUGCUGCCUUCAGAGCUCCACAAUGACAAACAGGCGUUCACCACCCACCAUGCCUGGCCUGGUAGCAAUGGAUGGGAGGGAGCCGGAGCAGAGGCUGAGUGUUUCUUCCGGUGACUGUGACGAGAGAGUAAUCACUCUGUUUUGUUAACACAAGUCCUCCGGAAGUUAAACUUCAAAUCAAUGACCUUGAACUCCUGAUCCUCCUGCUUCUACCUCCUAACUGCUGGAAGGCAUAUGCCACCACCCAGAGCUGGUAUAUGUAUUUUAAAAAUUGGAUCACAUUGUAUGUUUUUGUAUGUUCACAAGAUCACUUAGGUAGAAAUUUAAGCAUGCUGUAACCACAUAAGUUCAGAGCACAGAGGUAUAAAAGAAAAAAGCAGAAGUUCUCUGUUGUCCUCAUUCCCCUUAAAUUUGUUCUUGUUCUAUCUCUCUUCAAUCAUGAGUAACCACUGUUGCAGGUUUUAUGCACAUUUGGAUUUUUUUGUAUGUAUAUUAACAUAUUAGAGUUUUAGAAAGCCUAUGUAUGGGACCGCACUUUACACAUGAUUAUGUUGUUGACUUAUUUUGUUCAACAAGAAAAAUGGCUGGGGCUUGCUUGGAUGUCAGGCUGGCUCCAGGCUCACUAAAAGACCCUGUCUCAAAGGACUAAGAAGAGAGAGAAAGAGAGAAAGCAGAAUGUCCAAUGGUUUCCUUGAACCUCUGCCCACCGCACAUAAUCACACUCCCAUGUGUGUGCAUCCAACAGACACACAUAAUAAUAAUAACAACCCUCUCUUGGACAGUGGUGGACAUCUUUAAUCCCAGCACUCUGGAGGCAGAGACAGGUGGAUCUCUGUGAGUUUGACGCCAGCCUGGUUCAUAAAGAGACUUCCAGGACAGCCAGGGCUACACAGAGAAACCGAAACUCUCUCCAUAAUUUCUGCUUUGAAAUCCCUGAUAACGAAGACACCUUACAUGGAUCUUAGUGGUUCAGUCCAAACACAUGAAACAAAUAAGGUCAUUUGACACCAGGGAGAAUGCGUCGAGAAGCUCUUGUAUGCCUAAUUUGUACCUUUAAGUAAAGCCUUGCAUGCCCCAUGAAUCUAGUGAGUUCUUUUUCACAUCCUCUUUAGCAAGGCCUCUCCUAACCACUGCUAUUACUUUGUUUUUACUUUCUCCGUGGUACAGUGUGGGUAACUAUGUAUCUUCUUGUUUAUAUAUUCUCAUGUACACUAAAAUGUAAGCAUAAUACGGUCCUGUUUUUGUUAUUCACUAAUGCACUCCAGAGACUAAGACAAUGAAACAGAUGGUUGAAUCAAUUCAUAAAUAAAUUUUUCCUCUCAUGA
Chionomys nivalis (European snow vole) is the source of this 3276-nucleotide messenger RNA. RefSeq names its product Fc gamma receptor IIb (gene Fcgr2b). Gene Ontology annotation, biological process: cell surface receptor signaling pathway. The transcript has 8 exons. NCBI's taxonomy places the organism in Eukaryota, Metazoa, Chordata, Mammalia, Rodentia, Cricetidae. Gene Ontology annotation, molecular function: transmembrane signaling receptor activity. Bases 67 to 1098 code for a protein of 343 amino acids. The record is from RefSeq and is a predicted model, not a curated record.